This is a messenger RNA of Mycena citricolor, 1825 nucleotides long. Lineage: Eukaryota; Fungi; Basidiomycota; Agaricomycetes; Agaricales; Mycenaceae. The record is from the annotation of a GenBank genome assembly.
AUGUUAGACACGGGGCAGCCUUCGAGCUCCAGCGCGGCGCCCGCACCACCAGCACGGGAGGAUCUGUACUCCGGCGAGGACGGUGCGUGGUGGCAUCCGCCUCCUCGACGCGUUCCUCCCCGCAGCGCCCUCUACGACUCGCCCGCGCGCGAGCCCGUCCCACGCUGCCACGGGCAGACCCGCAAGCCCGUCUUCUCGAGCAUCCUCGCAUGGACAGAGAACGUGCGCCUGCGUGUCGGCCCGCGCAUCAUGUGGCUCUGCGGCUCGCCCGGCUGUGGCAAAUCGGCCGUCGCGCAGACCGUGGCGGAGUACUGCGCGGCGCACCGCGGGCCGGGGUCGCUCGGCGCGACGUUCUUCUUCGACCACGCGGACGCGGAGGUGUGCGACGUGCAGGCCGUGGUGCCUGCCAUCGCGCGGCAGCUGGCGGAGCGGAUCCCCGCACUCAGGCCGCACAUCUCCCAAGCGGUGCAGCAAGAUACGGCGAUCCGCACGCGCGAUGUCGAGGUCCAGGCGCAUGAACUUAUACUGGAGCCGUUUGCGGCCUUGGCAGGAGUCGGUGUCGAUGUUGCGGCGAUGGAUCCGGUGUUGGUCGUGAUUGAUGCGUUGGAUGCUUGUUGCACCACCUCCCGCUAUACUUCUUUGUCACCUCCCGACCGUCGCCCGACAUUCUCCUGGCGAUCAACAGCCCGACAUCCGGCCCAUUCGUCUCCAUCUUCACCUCGACGAGCUCACGUUCGACGCGGACAUCUUCUCUUUCUCAAAGCCGAAUUCGCGCACAUCGAGGCCACACAUCCGGCGUUCCAGGCCACUGCUGAGUCCGAGCACUGGCCCACAGAGGACAUCAUCCAUUUCCUCGUCAACACGACUGCCCGCCAUUUCCUGUACGCUGCGACGGUCAUGCAAUAUGUCGGCCAUCCAGAUGGCCUGCCUUCGCAGAGGCUGAGCGAGGUGCUUUCUGCUGCCGCGAAUCCUGCGAUCGGCAGGAGUCCUUUCGAGCAGCUGCCAUUGGCGUUCAAUGAGCUGCGAAACCUUCUCGACCCCAUCGAACAAGAAGCGGUCAAAGCGCUGAAAACUGCGUCUCCGGUCGUCCACGUACCGGAGGACAGCCCGGCGUUGGAUCUCGCGAGCACCCCAUGGAACCCGGGCCACAAGCGCCGACGCACGAUCCGGAUCCCCCAGCGAAACACGAUCGAGUUUCUGUUCGACGCAAGACGCGCGCCCGGCCAUCUGUGGGUCAAUCACGGCAUCCACCACGGGGAGAUGGCGAGGCGGUGCAUCCGGUUUCUGGGGCACGGGAUGGACGAUGCCGAGGAUGGGGUCGACCUGAUUACGUACCAGCCUGCUCGAUGCGCUGAGGCAGUCAGAUUCGUCUACUCGCGGGUGGCAGCCGAAGCCACCGCUGUGAUAUCGUGGCUCCAGAUGCUUUCGGACCCCCCGCACGACAUCCUCAAUCUAUGGCAGGAUUGGCUGGCGAAAAUCCAGGUCGAGCCAGUUAUUGGUCGUUUGGUUUGAUUUUUAGGGAUACCGGACUAUUGUUUGCGUCGCCAUGUUUUAUUACGAUCAUCCCCGGUCUCUGCCUGAAUUCAGAGUAGAUAUGGACCUGCCUUCUCUGGUUCAAGAUAAGACAUGUUACUGCCCAAGGCCAAGGCCAGCAUCCAGCGAUCAUUGAUCUGUCAAUCAUCUACUUACAGUGACAAAAACUGACAUUUCUCGAUCUUUGGGAGAGUCCCAUGAAACGCAUAGAGGACCUGCUAAGGGCAUACACUCUCCAAAGGAAGAUAGACUGCAGCUAGGAAGCUCGUGCUCUAUAUAGAUCCAAAUCCCG